This is a messenger RNA of Lobosporangium transversale, 2155 nucleotides long. RefSeq lists its product as hypothetical. NCBI's taxonomy places the organism in Eukaryota, Fungi, Mortierellomycota, Mortierellomycetes, Mortierellales, Mortierellaceae. Gene Ontology annotation, molecular function: protein binding. The transcript has a single exon. Bases 320 to 1984 code for a protein of 554 amino acids. The record is from RefSeq and is a predicted model, not a curated record.
CAUAUCACAGAGCAUUAAUGGAAAAGCACCGUAUACCAUCAUCCAUAGUCCCACCACUGCCAGCGCUUCAGCAACUCUAUAAUAUCCUUUUCACAUCGAGACACAUUAACUUACUUACACCGGCUGAUUGGGACGCCUAUAUUUUCUGGCUCUCACACCAUAAGGACUAUCAUAUGCUAAGCUUAGUUCAUCUACCAUCCUUGGUAAUCCAAAGUUAGCACGUAAAUGCAGUGCUCAAUCAUACAUCUUACUCACCGAGGCUCGAUUACACACACUUGUUAAUGGGAAGCAGUCCAUCCUGGAUCACUCAGAGUCAAAUAUGCGAUCAGAGGAUACAAAACAAACAAAUGGGCUGGAUUUGCCUAUUAUUCAAUCACCAUCAGAGCUUGUGGAAAAUACGAUUGAGUACAUGAAAGCCCAUAAAGUCCUUCGCAAUGCAGAUCUCUAUCGUCUCUGGCUUGCCACAGCAUUUCAGGAAAGGGACUGGCAUGCAGGGAUAAAGGCUUGGAAGCAGAUGGAGUCUGAAAAAAAGAGCUUGCCUCUACCUUCGAUCGCUACGAUUGCAUAUGCCAUUCAAAGCUAUAUCCAUACUGAUGAGAUUACGAAGACAGUAAAGUUACUUGGCUCGGUUAUAGAUCGAUAUAUCUCCAUUCAACAGCAGCAAAGUGGUAUCGAUCUUCUAGAUGUAACACCGCUUGUUGUGACAAGCGGGAGUACUGGAGGAAACACCACGGAUAUGGAGGCGGCUGAUGGAAGGAUAGAGUUCCUGAGACGACGAAAACAAGCCAUACAAAGCCUUGCCACAUCGCAAGGGAAGUCGAUUGCUGCUCGGACUCCUAGUUCAAUCGAGGGAUGGAAGGCUGUCAUCAAUCCUAUAUUAAUUGAAGUCAUAUGCCUGGGGCGGGAUGAGCAUGGGUUCCCACUGGCCAUGGAAUUGGCGCUCGAUCUAUUUGAGAAAGGACAUGCUCUUGAUGAGAUCCAAUUUCAGUAUUUAAUUCGAUCCAUUGCAGCUAACAAAAAUUCACAGAAAGCUAUGGGGUUUAUGAGGCGUUUAGUUGAAAUGAAUAAAUGGACCCAACUUGGCUCACCAAAAACACAUAAUAUCGAGAUUGAACGCGUUUUACAGAGCCUAAACGAUCAGAAUAGCGCGAAAAGCCCGAUUGAAUCAAGGAGAAUAAUGACAGAACUUGGGCUUCAGGAGAUUCUGAGGCAAGCGAGUAAUGACCAUGAUUUUGAUCGCGUUCAGGAUAUGAUCCAGGAGCUGACCGAUCAGGAACUCCCAUUGGCAGCAGACGUGUCGGAAAAGGUCAUAAUUGAUCUAACGAUGAAUCAUCGAUUCGGAGCCGCCCUUGAGGUAUUGGACAAAUCUUUGCGAGACAAUCAUGUACCAUCUAUCAGUGCCUUGAACCGUUUGUUACGUGGCUUGGUUAAGAGUGACAUGUUGGACGAGUCAGUAGAGCUGUUUCGUAAUUUGGCUGAGAACCAUGGCGUCAAGCCUGAUGUCCACAUGUACCGCAAUGUCUUGAAGUUGACGGCAGCAUACGGACAGCCCCCCAUGACACGAAGAAUACUAUCAAUACUCGAAGGACUGGGCGUGAAGCGAGAUGGCGAAAUGUACCUACAACUGAUGCUGACCUAUGUUCGUUCAGAGAACCUGUCAGAGGCUAUCAAAGUAUUUGAGGAGAUGGAUCGUUCUGGAAUAGCAAACGAGAUCAAGCACAUCAAUGCUCUACUCGAAGGGGCUGUUCGACACUCAAUACCAGCAACAGUUGUUGGCAUCUUAGAGAUCAUGUCAUCACAGAAAAUACGUCCAAAUGCUCAAACUUGGAACAUCCUCCUUGGUGGCGCAUUAAGGGCCCGAGAUCGACUGUUUGCUCGUGAGUUGUACCAAGAACUUUGCCACUCGUCUUGGGUGAUACAGAGGAUAGGUCUGAUGGAUCCCUUCACGCAUCUCGUCAUCCAGAGACUUUUCAACUUCUUAUGAAUUCAUUUGCAGAUCGAUAUGGUGUCGAAUCAACACUAAAACUACUAAAGGAAGCAUUAGAUGCUGGAUAUCCUAGUCGCGUGGCAUCGAGCAUGUACCGAGAAUUGUUGGGCAAAAGCUGUAAACGAGGAAGGGAGCUGUUGGCUAUGAAUUUUAUCGACUAUUACGACA